Soboliphyme baturini is the source of this 258-nucleotide messenger RNA. The record is from the annotation of a GenBank genome assembly. Lineage: Eukaryota; Metazoa; Nematoda; Enoplea; Dioctophymatida; Soboliphymatidae.
AUGGACUUCCUGAAGAACUUCGACAUACAACUGGAGAAGAACGUGUACUUCGUAGGCGAGAUCAUCAAAGGCUAUGCCACGGUCGAGAACGUCGAGAACGUGAAAGUACGAGCCAUACAUUUGUUGCUACGUGGCAGAGGCCAUGCGGAGUGGAAGAUUAUGAGGAACGGCGAACGACGAACCGUCAAAGACGACCAGCACCUCCUGGAAGACAAACUUAUUCUCUGGGGCAAAGGUCAGGAAACGCUUGCUUGCUAA